AAAAUAUUUAAAAGUUGAAAAAGGCCGGUAUCCUGGUAUUCUCAUUUACUUUAAUGUUUGCUGUUAUUACACUGUAUGAAAGUUAAUCAUAUACAUAUAGUCAAAAAUUUUGUAACCUCUAUAAUGAAACGAACAAAAACUACAAGAGCUAGUAAAAUCCUUAAACAAGAACAAGAGGAACAUCAAUCUGAAAUUAAAUCCAACCCCAAAGUAGAUUUAUCGGCAUUUAAAAAGGUGCCUAAAUCUAAAUUAACGAAUAAUAUAAAAGUAGAAGGAGUUGGAGAAAAGUCAAAACAAAGUCAAAUACAAUGUAAAGAGGAAGAAAUUUUUAAACAAGACCCCGAAAAAGAACUGAGUCCUACUAAAAGACAGCACGUUAAAAUAGAGUACGAUGAAGUAGGCAAUGGAUCUGAUGUAAAAAAGAACAAGAGGAUGCCAGAGAACUGGGAGCAAGUUCUGGCAAAUUUGAAAGAAAUGAGGAAACAUUCAGAUGCUCCUGUAGACUCCAUGGGAUGUGAUAAGUGUCAUGACGAAAAUGCACCACCAAAUGUCAUGAGGUAUCAACAACUCCUUGCACUGAUGUUAAGUAGUCAAACUAAAGAUCAAAUCACCCAUUCCGCUAUGAAGAAACUAAUAGAUCAUGGUUGUACUGUUGAAAACAUAUUAGGUACAGCAGAUGAGAAACUGGGAGAACUAAUAUAUCCAGUCAGUUUCUGGAGAAAUAAAGUGAAAUAUAUCAAAAAAACUAGUGAUAUACUACAAAAGGAAUAUGAUUGUGACAUUCCAGAUACAGUGGAAAAAUUGUGCAAGUUACCAGGGGUAGGACCCAAAAUGGCACAUAUUUGUAUGGAAACAGCUUGGGAUAAAGUGACAGGAAUAGGUGUUGACACCCAUGUUCACAGGAUAUCAAAUCGUCUAAGAUGGGUGAAUACCAAUAACCCAGAAGAUACAAGGAAGGCUUUAGAAGAUUGGCUACCACAGGAAUUAUGGAGCGAGGUGAAUCUUCUACUUGUUGGUUUUGGGCAGCAGAUUUGCGGGGCUGUCAAGCCUCAGUGUUCAGCUUGUUUAAAUAAGGAACUUUGUCCUUUUGGUAAGAAAUAUCUAAAAGGAGAAGCAAAAACUAAGAAGACGAAAAGUAAAAAAUAAAUAGUUUAAGAUGAACGAUAUUUUCUUUAUCUCUAUAUUAUGUUUGAUCAAUCUGUUUUUAUAUUUUUUUAAAUAAACAAUGUUUCUA
This is a messenger RNA of Diabrotica balteata, 1234 nucleotides long. NCBI's taxonomy places the organism in Eukaryota, Metazoa, Arthropoda, Insecta, Coleoptera, Chrysomelidae. The record is from the annotation of a GenBank genome assembly.